GUAAAGCCCAAAUAUAAAAAUACCCGACCCAAUCAAUUUACACACUAGCUACUACUCUCAUUAGAAAAUAACUAGGGUUCUUCCUCUAUAUUCCUGUAAUUAUUCUCACCGGAGCUUAACAUUUUAUACAAGAAGAUAUACACUCUGUUUUAGCAAAUUUUGGAUUAGUUCGAUAAAGAAAGCUCUUUAGAUAUAUAUAUACAGAAGAAUGUCAGGCAGAAAAGAAACAGUUUUAGACUUGGCAAAAUUUGUUGACAAGGGUGUGCAGGUCAAGCUUACUGGUGGAAGACAAGUGGUAGGAACACUUAAAGGCUAUGAUCAGCUUCUUAAUCUUGUCUUGGAUGAAGCGGUGGAGCACCUUAGAGAUGCAGACGAUCCCCUGAAGACUACCGAUCAGAAACGAAGUCUCGGCUUAAUAGUCUGCAGGGGUACUGCAGUAAUGCUCGUUGCUCCAACCGAUGGUACAGAUGAGAUAUCGAAUCCUUUUCUCCAGCCAGACGGGGCUUAGAAGGAUCAACCUUGUCAUUUUCAAUUUAGCGUAACUGUAAUGCUAUAUCGAAGCAAAGCUGUAACUAGUGAAAAUUGUCGUCACAAUCUGAGAUUCUGAGUUCCUGCUUUCAACGAGACCUUCUUAGCUUAUCGUUCAUUUCGCAUUGUCGAUAUAUUUCCUUGAUGUGAAAUUUUAUUUUCACCUUGUGACAA
Capsicum annuum is the source of this 702-nucleotide messenger RNA. RefSeq names its product sm-like protein LSM7. Gene Ontology annotation, cellular component: Lsm1-7-Pat1 complex; catalytic step 2 spliceosome; spliceosomal tri-snRNP complex. The record is from RefSeq and is a predicted model, not a curated record. Gene Ontology annotation, molecular function: RNA binding. The transcript is spliced from 6 exons. NCBI's taxonomy places the organism in Eukaryota, Viridiplantae, Streptophyta, Magnoliopsida, Solanales, Solanaceae. The coding region runs from base 209 to 508 and encodes 99 amino acids. Gene Ontology annotation, biological process: mRNA splicing, via spliceosome; nuclear-transcribed mRNA catabolic process.